Molecule: messenger RNA, 499 nt
Organism: Chionomys nivalis (European snow vole)
Lineage: Eukaryota; Metazoa; Chordata; Mammalia; Rodentia; Cricetidae
Gene: Pcbd1
Product: pterin-4 alpha-carbinolamine dehydratase 1
Exons: 4
Coding region: 157-471 (104 amino acids)
Biological process (GO): tetrahydrobiopterin biosynthetic process
Molecular function (GO): 4-alpha-hydroxytetrahydrobiopterin dehydratase activity
Source: RefSeq, a predicted model, not a curated record
CACAGGGCAUAGAAAACGCUGGAAGGGCGGGGAGCAAGGAGGACCCACGUUAAUUAUUACCAGGCGGCGGCCGGAUCUCUGCUCCGCCCCCGCGGGUGGCCUCCUGCCUGCCGGCUGCCUCUCCCUCUCUGCCGCCACCUGCUACCAGCACUGGACAUGGCUGGCAAGGCACACAGGCUGAGUGCUGAGGAGCGGGACCAGCUGCUGCCAAAUCUGAGGGCUGUAGGAUGGAAUGAACUGGAAGGCCGAGAUGCCAUCUUCAAACAGUUUCAUUUUAAAGACUUCAACCGGGCUUUUGGCUUCAUGACAAGAGUGGCCCUGCAGGCUGAGAAGCUGGACCACCACCCCGAGUGGUUUAACGUGUACAACAAGGUCCACAUCACCUUGAGCACCCACGAGUGUGCCGGUCUUUCAGAACGGGACAUAAACCUGGCUAGCUUCAUCGAACAAGUCGCUGUGUCUAUGACAUAGACCUGUCCUUUUUUAAAAUUUCCUGGCG